Hermetia illucens (black soldier fly) is the source of this 1336-nucleotide messenger RNA. It is a transcript of the gene Vps24, whose product is annotated as charged multivesicular body protein 3. Gene Ontology annotation, biological process: endosome transport via multivesicular body sorting pathway; protein transport; late endosome to vacuole transport. The transcript has 3 exons. Gene Ontology annotation, cellular component: multivesicular body; ESCRT III complex. NCBI's taxonomy places the organism in Eukaryota, Metazoa, Arthropoda, Insecta, Diptera, Stratiomyidae. The record is from RefSeq and is a predicted model, not a curated record. Bases 124 to 795 code for a protein of 223 amino acids.
GUUACAGCCUUGCAAACAAGCUCGAAACGUCAAAGCAUUCGGUCAUAUCCAGCACCAAAACAUCUUCGAAUGAGUCAUUUUCGGUAAAAUAACGCGAAGUAUACAAAUUGACUUGCUGCAAAGAUGGGAUUGUUCGGAAAAUCACAGCAAAAGGACCCCAAGGAGAUGGUCAACGAAUGGAGUCACAAAAUUCGGAAGGAAGGCUACCAAUUGGAUCGACAAAUUCGCGGCAUUCAGCGGGAGGAGGAGAAGGUGAAGAGAUCGCUUAAACAGGCAGCGACGAAGAAUGACCGGGACACCUGUCUUAUCCUAGCCAAGGAAAUCGUGCGGGCGCGCAAGGCUAUCAAUCGGAUCUACACGAGCAAGGCACACUUGAAUUCGGUGCAGCUGCAGAUGAAAAAUCAGUUGGCAACAUUGCGUGUAGCUGGGUCCCUCCAAAAAUCCACAGAAGUAAUGCAGGCCAUGCAAUCACUUGUUCGCUAUCCUGAAUUAGCGAAUAUAAUGCGUGAAAUGUCAAAAGAAAUGAUGAAAGCGGGAAUCAUCGAAGAAAUGCUAGAUGAGACAAUGGAUUCAAUUGAAGACAACGAAGAAAUGGAAGAGGAGGUUCAAAAAGAAGUCGACAAAGUCCUUUGGGAAAUUACGGAAGGCAAAUUGGGUGAAGCACCUCUUCCACCGACCGGUGCAGAAUCAGUUGCGGUCAAACCUGAAAAAGAAGCUGUUGCCGAAGAAGUGUCUGAAGAGGAUGAGGAAGACUUGAAAGAAAUGCAAACACGAUUGCAAACUUUGAGGUCGUAAUUUUUAGUAGAAGAAGUAAUUUUUAAUGUUUGUUCGAAUACAGCGAGUGAUCUGAAGCGUUUUGAGAAAUUUUUAGAAAUUCCAUUCAAUAAUUUCGAAAAAUUGUAUAUUGUAUUGUAAUUAUACACUAAGUUUAAAUUUUUAAUUAAAAAAUAGAAUCGUCAAUUUGAGGAUUAUUUUGAUUAUGACAGACCUAAGAUUGUUUGCUUUUAAAAUUGUAUUUUAAUUAUAUAAACAUUAAAGUUGUAAUAGUCCGGUCGAGAUUUCCUAGUUGCCUCCCUCUAAGCCAGUAUGAAAUUCGCGUCAGAAACUCGCCCUGUUGCCCUGGUUAUAACAAAAAUCCAAUCACAGGAACUUUAUGCUGUGAUUUCAUUUGUUAUAGUGAAAGCUCUCGCAAGAUCAUCACUUUUGCUCUUUUCAAGUCCAAGUACACCUUCUGAAGAUGCUUUGAUCAAAUACAACACCGUCGGGAAGAGCAGGAUUGAUGGUCUGCCACUUCUUUUUUACAAAAUUGAUAAUAUUAUGUAUAUAGGAAUAUUAA